Molecule: messenger RNA, 1177 nt
Organism: Temnothorax curvispinosus
Lineage: Eukaryota; Metazoa; Arthropoda; Insecta; Hymenoptera; Formicidae
Exons: 4
Coding region: 124-969 (281 amino acids)
Source: RefSeq, a predicted model, not a curated record
GGUCGUAUGGUGGUCCCGGUGAUUCUACUUGGAGAAACUUGGAUAAAAACCCGAUUGAAAAUCCGACAAGUCAUAAGUCUUUCGUCUUGUGCCGGGGAAAGGGACGUUGUUUUCCUGUAGAAAAUGAAAAUACUCGCGGUACUCGGCACGUUCGCGGUUUUAAUCGCCGGUCAGGAUACGAAAAUCGUGGUGUUCCCGCCCACUUCCGGAAAUGGCUCGUCUUUGGAGACGGAAAGUAAAAUUGACCCGGCGCUUCAAUCGGAUAUGACGCGAUCAAUCUUUGCGACCCUCGCACCGCCGCCGCCGCCGCCGCUACCGCAACCGCAGCCGCAGCCACAGCCGGCGAUGCCCUGGGAUUACUUUUUCCCCGUGCCUCAACGAGCGUUUCUGCAUCACAGAAGCGAAAAUAUACCAUAUGGAUACGAGUAUGGCAAUCCUGCAUAUCCAGUAACGCACUCGAUAGGGCACUCCAUCGGUCCAACAUCGAAACAGCUUGUAAUAGUCAGUUUCAUCGGUCUCUUGCUGCUUUUGGCGAUUAUACAGAAUACGCUUAGCGCUGUUAAGCGGAAAGAUACGAUAAUAGAUCUAUUAUCAUCCAGGCAAAAGCGGGACGUUUACGCUACGCAUGAUUUUCAUUCCGUGACCCCGGAGGAAGAAGAGAUACUUAACAGCGAUGCCAGAGUACGAUGCAUACAGAGGACGAUCUGUCUUGAAAAUCGCAAGCUCUUUAAAGAUUUGGGCGCACCUGGUGAAAUGCUGGCAAAAUACUUGACGAAAGACAUAGAGAAAUCGUUCAAGUUAUCCUCGGGUUGGGAUCGACUCGUGAGAGAUGCAGGUGCAGCGGGGAUUCGAGGCGAGAACUGUGAUGUACUUUAUAGAGAUUGCGAGAUUCCCGUAACGAAGAAGAUACAUAAAAAAAAUGUCCUAACAAACAUAAAAGGUCACGAUAAUUUUAAUUCAACUCGUUAAUAUUUCAGAAGUUAUGAAACGCUUUAUUUAUACUUUUGCCUCGUGACAAACGUGAAUCAAAUUAUGUGUACCUAUCUGCUAUUUUAAAUAAAUCGAGAAAUUUUUAAUAUCUCAAAAUUAGUAUUUGUCUUCAGAAAACAGGAACAUAACAUUAACAUUAAUUAACUAAUGUGUACACGUAUCGAUAUACUCUUUCCGAUGUAUUGUG